Molecule: messenger RNA, 1368 nt
Organism: Necator americanus (New World hookworm)
Lineage: Eukaryota; Metazoa; Nematoda; Chromadorea; Rhabditida; Ancylostomatidae
Exons: 8
Coding region: 1-1368 (455 amino acids)
Source: RefSeq, a predicted model, not a curated record
AUGCCCAACCAGGAAGUGGUUAUUGUCGGAAUGGACGCAAAUGCGAAGAUGGGACUAGAAAAACAAUCCGAUGUGCUAGAAAAAUGGUAUUAUCCAGCGGGCAAUGAAGAAUCAGCGACGCCAUCAGCUCACGUGGCACGGUCAACCUUUUUAACGCUUGAAGAGCAGCGCAAGCUUCAAGAUACGGUUCCAGAAGAGAAACCGAGCAGUUCCUCUUCAACCAAAAAUCGACAUGGCAGCACGCUGCAAGGGAAACGCAUCCUGUUCUAUUACCGCGGAGGAAGUUUGCUUUUGGAUCUGCGAAAUGAAAAUCCACGUACAAUUCUAGUGAACUUGCAUCGUCAAUUCCAACGAGACCGCGAUAGCGAGUGGACGUCGGAAGCGAAGGAGUUUGAAAAGGUGUGGGAGGACAAGAACCCGCCGAAUGCCUAUCCUUUAUUAAAGAAGUAUAGCGGCGAGAUGAAAAGAUGUUCUCCAGUCCUCAACACAGCUAGUGGAAAGGCCGUUCUUCUCAACGCGCUCCGCGUCGUACCAGAAAAGUUCGUUCGCUUGCUUGAUGACAUGAAUCAACGAACUGCUGCAGUUCGAACACUUGCCGGAUGUACAACACCGUGUGAGGUGGUAACUGGGGCAAGACAAGAGCCAGUAGCAGGACCUCUCCUGUUCAUCUUCGCUAUCGACAACAUCAUGCAAAGAACAGUCGACCAGUGUCCUGCCGACAUCGUCUUAGCACCAUCAGGGUGCCCCUUGACUGAUCUCGAGUAUGCCGACGAUGUUGUUAUAUUCGCGGAAAGCAGUACGAAACUUCAACAUGUUGUCAACCUUAUAUCGAAGUUGGCUGCAGCCUAUGGACUGCGUCUACUCCCUGACAAAUGCCAUUUACGCGUACACGCGGAAAGGAAGCUGCUUAGACAGCUGCUUGGCUACUUUUGGCCUAGGGUAUGCCACAAUGAAGAUCUUUACGCAGAAAUUGAUGUGGUAUACCGGCGGAUGACAAGUGGAAGACAUCAACAUCUUGCACCGCCAUCGAAAACUGAGCUGGUGAAACAGGAUCUGAGGAUACUCGGCGUGGAUAGGCAGUUCAGGCGAGACGCAAGGUUUCGCAGGAUAUCGAAUAGCGACGAAUGGAUCGAUUCCGUGCGAGCUCUCGCAGAAGAUAGAGAACGUUGGGCUUGUUCAAAGACGACACACUUCGGCGAAGAUGCGGUCACAAAUCUUGCCAUUCUUUGGCAGAAAGUGGUUAUCGCUAUUGUGGAUAUGUCACUACGGGACUUCCAUUUUUCUUUGAAACUCUCCAUUGCAUCGUCAAUUUUCUGCCGGCGCAUCUCUCCUCUCUUGAGCAGAGAUUUUGACGCAUGCGCAUUCUGA